Messenger RNA from Pseudoliparis swirei, 7639 nucleotides. RefSeq names its product remodeling and spacing factor 1b, tandem duplicate 1 (gene rsf1b.1). The transcript has 16 exons. Gene Ontology annotation, cellular component: RSF complex. The record is from RefSeq and is a predicted model, not a curated record. Bases 658 to 5619 code for a protein of 1653 amino acids. Gene Ontology annotation, biological process: regulation of DNA-templated transcription. Lineage: Eukaryota; Metazoa; Chordata; Actinopteri; Perciformes; Liparidae.
CCUUUCAAUAAUUAUGUAAAUUGCGCUUCAUUAUUAUGUUACACAUACACAGAAUUGUAUUUUGUUGAAAGGUGCGUAACAAGAAACAAAAACAAUAAACACGGUACAAUAACAUGAGACGCACAUAUAUAUUUUGUAUGUACACUACAAAUAUGGUAAACAACCAAACAACAGUACUCCAAAACAAGUGUAUAAUCAAAGGGGCCAUUUAGAUAUAACAGUUUCUAAAUUAGUGGAGAUAUUAUUUGUAUUUGUUGUCAUUUGCAUCUGGGGCAAUCAAAAAACGUUUGUGUAGAUUACAAUGUGUUAAAACAGGAUGAGCAUUGUGUACGAUGUGUACUGUACACAUCUGUUGUACUUCCCGAUGGAGGGACCCUCCUGUUUCUUCCCAGGUCCGAUGUGAGGUCCCAGCACAGAGGAUGUGGUAUCUGCACCGAUAGUUGUUGUUGUUUGUUUACCAUGUUUAUAUUGGACACUUUAAUAUGUUUAUAUUUUGUAACGACGUUUUAAUUUAUUGUACUGUUUUUUUGUGCAGUGUUUACAGUCCUGUGACUUUAAAACAAUACUACAACAAAAAUCGAUCGGCGCUUUUAUUUUGUUAACACCGGAAGUGCCGCGCUCCAAUUCCGGCCGGCUUGACACUGGUGUGGAAAAAAGAUGGCUGCUUCGGCGGCAACGGCGAGUUCUUCCCCCAGCCUGUGUCCGAAUUACGCCGCGAUCUGCUCCUUUCUGGAGCGGUACGGAGCGCUGCUGGACCUGCCGGAGCUCACCUUCCCCCAGCUGGAGCGAUACCUCCGGGACACGUCGGCAGUGCCGAAGCUGCUCGUCGAUCUUCACGUGAAGCUGCUGAGGAAGAUCGGAAAGUCUGUGUCUGCCGACCGGUGGGAGAAAUACCUGGUGAAGAUCUGCCAGGACUUGAACACAACGUGGGCGUGGGAGCUGGAGCAGAGCGGCUACAAGGAGCUGUCUCUGGAGAGGAAGACGGGCAUCCUGAAGUAUUUGUGUGAGUGUCAGUUUGAUGAAAAUGUCAAGUUCAAAACCGCCGUCAAUGACGAGGAACCGGACAAGAUGCGCCUGCAGCCGAUUGGCCGCGACAAAGACGGCCAGAUGUACUGGUUCCAGCUGGACCAGGAGGACAACGUGCGGGUCUACCUGGAGGAGCAGGACGACGUGGACGGGUCCUCCUGGAAGUGCAUCGUCAGAGAGAGGAACGACCUGGCCGAGGUUCUGGCUCUGCUGAAGACACAAAUCGACCCCGAGCUGCUAAAAAAAGAUCAAGAAAACAAACCUGAAGGUGAAGUGAAAAAGGUUGAGGAUACCUCGGAUGAAGACUGCAAAGACUCCACCAAGGCCGUCGCCCCGAAGACGGAGAACCUGGAGAACCCGGAGAACCUGACGCAGAAAGAGGACCUGAAGUCAGAACCUUCCGACGCCAAGUCGUCCCUGAACGGCGUCGCCGAGGGAGGAAGUGAAGCCGAGCUCCACUCGGAGAAGUCUGCGGUGGAUCUGGACAUCGGAGAUAAAGCCCAGAGCAUCAAAGAGGAGCCGAUGGAGGAGACGGACGCCGGAACCACGACGAUCACCACGACGACCACAACGGCCGGCCAACCCGUCUCCGAGACGCCGCGCUUACCGGUGAAGGCUGAGCAACGAGAGGAGGCCAAGAAGAGCACGGCGGACGGGAUCCAACAGGCUCUGAACGACCAGCAGGCCAAGAUCCCCCUGAAGAAACGGGGGAUGAAGUUCACUGAAGACUUUGAGAAGAAGAGCGGCUUCGUGGCACAGAACCCGGCGGCGGCGGUUGUGAACGUGAAUGGAGAAGCUCCACCAGCUGAAGGAAAGAGAGGCGAGGAAGCAAUGGGGAAAAGAGAGGAAGAGAAGAACAAAGAAGGCUCGGGCAAAAAUAAUCCAGAUCCGGAAAGCGCUCCACCAAAAGAGAAGGCGGAGCCUCCAACAGGACCGCCCCUUUUACCGAAAGACGCGAAUAACGCGGCGGAGAAGCCGUCCGAUCACGAAGAGCGAGAAAGAAUAAAAGAAACUGCAAAAGAGUCAAAGAAAACCGGAGAGCCGGUGAAGGUCAAAGCCAAAAAUGUCGAGUCGACAGUGGCGCCGCGCGCCGCGGAGAAGUCCCCGGCUAACGGAACGCCGGGCGUCAUCAAACCGACGCCGUGCGAAGACAGAGGCGCCGCAAAGAAACCUGACGACCUGCCGUCCGUCAUCAAGAAGACGGACGCUCUGAAAGACGCUGACGGUGCGCUCAUCAAGGUCAGCGAGGUCAUCAAGGUCAGCGAGGUCAUCAGAAAGGCAGACGGACCGUUCGUCUGUGAGCGAUCCGGACGAGAGAACGUCGGGUCUUCUGUCAUUAAGAAGCUAGACGCGUCGUGUAAAUCUGCCGAGAAGAACGAUGACACCGAAGAGGCGGAGCCAAGUAAGAAGACGGUGGCCUGUGAGGACCGAGCGGUGCGUCAUGUUUCCAAGAUGGCUGCACCCGGACCGGUGGAGGCCGCCAAACUCUAUCCAAAGCCUCGAGGAGACGACAAGGCAGAGACCUCAGUGGCAAAAAGGAAAGAGGAAGCUUCUGGAGGAUCUGAUAACUCAUCCAGGGCCUCCAAAGAAAGUGAUAAAACAACCGACAGACCAGACCAGGAAACAGAAAGAACAGAACGCCCGUCAUCAGAGAGUAAAAAGGACACAGACAUUGGAAAGAAAAAGGACACAGACAAGGACACAUCUACUGACCAGAAGAAGGACACAGACAUUGGAAAGAAAAAGGACACAGACAAGGAAACAUCAACUGGCCAGAAAAAGGACACGGACAUUGGAAAGAAAAAGGACACAGACAAGGACACAUGCACUGGCCAGAAAAAGGACACAGACAAGGAAACAUCUACUGACCAGAAGAAGGACACGGACAUUGGAAAGAAAAAGGACACAGACAAGGACACAUGCACUGGCCAGAAAAAGGACACAGACAAGGAAACAUCCACUGGCCAGAAGAAGGACACAGACGUUGGGCAGAAAAAGGACACAGACAAGGACACAUCUACUGACCAGAAAAAGGACACAGACAUUGGACAGAAAAAGGACACAGGUGAGGAAACGAAAAAGGACACAGAUGAGGAAAUGAAAAAGGACACAGGUGAGGAAACGAAAAAGGACACAGAUGAGGAAAUGAAAAAGGACACAGACGAGGAAACGAAAAAGGACACAGACGUUGGAAAACAAAGGAAUCAGAAACUGUGUCAGAAGAAUAAACCUCCAGAAACAAAAGGGAACAAACGCGCUCACAAAGAAACUGAAUCUUUGACCAAAUCCUCAACCGAAGCGUUGAAAGACGGCAAAAAGCCCGCCGGCGAGGACGAGGACUCUGUAGCCCCGAAAGAGGUGGCGAACGGCGACGACGCUCUGACUUCCCGUCGCCUCAUCCGGCCCCGGGGCCACCGGAGGAAGGUCCGGCUCCAGAGAGAAGAGAGACCGGCGGACUCAGAGUCCGACGCCAACACGGGGAGGUCUCUCCGGAGAUCGCCGAGGAUCUCCAGACCCACGGCGAAGGCGGUGGAGAUCCACGACCGGAAGCUGGAGAGGACGCACGGCGAAGAGAAGGAGGAGAGCGAGGGGGAAAAGGAAAAAGAGGAGGACAAGGAGGAGGAAGAGGAGGUGAAAGCUGUUCAGAAGAAACCGAGAGAGAAAAAGGUGGAUCAGGAGGGUCAGCCCAAACCGAAGGGGAGGAAGAGGAGGAGGGUCCGGUGGUCCAACACGAGGACGCGCCGCAAAAAGAAAGGCUCCGAAGACGACGGCAGCGACGGGGAGUCCAGCGAGGAGGAGGACGAGGAGGAGAGCGAGGACGACAGCGACGAAGACUACAAGGUGGAGCGGAGCAAGAAGAGGCGGAGUCGCCACCGAGAAAGACGAAGCUCGGACUCGGCGACGUCCACGGACGACGACCUGCCGCCCAACGACGACCCCUGUAAACACUGCGGUCUCCCCAACCAACCCGAGCUGAUCUUGCUGUGUGACUCCUGUGACAACGGGUACCACACCGCCUGCCUGAGGCCGCCGCUCAUGAUCAUCCCCGAUGGAGAGUGGUACUGCCCGCCCUGUCAACACAAACUGCUCUGCGACAAAUUAGAAGAGCAGCUCACGAACCUCGACGCUGCUUUGAAGAAGAAGGAACGGGCCGAGAGAAGGAAAGAGCGUCUCAUCUAUGUCGGCAUCAGCCUGGAGAACAUCAUCGAGCCCUCGGGGGAGGUGGAGGAGGUGGAGGAGGAGGAGAAGCCCGAGAUCAUCAUCAAGGAGGAGAAGAAGCGGAGAGGGAGCUGGGGUCGAAGGUCAACGAGGACGAAGAAGUCCAUCAGCUACAGAUUUGAUGAAUUCGACGAGGCCAUCGAGGAGGCGAUCGAGGAAGACCUCAAAGAAGCGGAGGGCGGAGGAGCCGGGCGGGGCAAAGACAUGGCCAACAUCACGGGCCACCGAGGGAAGGACAUGUCCACCAUCCUGCAGGCGGACGAGGGCAAAGAGGACGCCCCCCCGCCUCGCCCCGCCCCCGUCGGCCCGCGCAGGAAGAAGCGCCGGCGGCUGAACGACCUGGACAGCGACAGCACGACGGAGGAGGAGGAGAGCGAGGACGAGUUCCGCGUCAGCGAGAGCUCGGAGGAAGAGUUCGUCGUGUCGGAGAACGAGACGGACGGCGAGUCGGAGUCCAACAGCGAGGCGGGCGGCGGCGCCAAGCGGCGCGGGAAGCCGCUGAAACGGCGGCGCAGCGUCAGGAAGAGGCGGAGGCCGAGAGGAUACUCGGACGACGAAGAGGAGGAAACGGACGAGGAGGACGAGGAAGAAAUAGUGACCGAAGGCUCCAGCGGCUACAGCGACAGCGACCUGGAUGUGAGUCGCCGGCGGUCUCGGCGGAGUCAGAAGAAGCAGGUCAACUACCACGAGACCUCCGAGUCCGACGGCUCCCGCAAGGAGAGCAACCGGCCCAGGAUGAGGCCCAAAGCCCGGCCGGACAGCUCGGACAGCUCGGAGAGUUCCUCCAGAGGCUCGGAGGAGGAGUCGCGGCAUCGGAGGGUGAAGAGGAGAGCCGACUCCUCGGAGGAAGAGGAGAAGGAGGAAGGCUCCCGGCAGCGGCGCCGGCGGCUCGCUCUGAAGCGCCGGAGAACCUCCGAACGCGACGACUCGGACGACUCGUCGGACGACUCGUCGGAGGAGGACCGCCCGGUCCGCAAACGGGUGAACCGCAUCGACUCCGACGACAGCGAGGAGGAGGAGGAGAAACAGAAGGAGGGGGGGAAAGAGGAGGAAGAGGAAGGGAAAGAGGAGGCGAAGCAGCAGGAGGAAGAACCAAAGGAGGAGGAAACGAAAGAGAAGAAAACGGCUGAAAAAGCAGACGAGGAGUCAAAGGGGACAGCCCCGGUGGGCGGAGCCCCGGUGGGCGGAGCCCCGACGGAGCCGACGCCCACCAACAGAAAGAGCCCGGCAGCGAAGGGCCUGGAGGGCGGAGCCAAGAACACGGGCGCCAACGGGCAGGCCGGCCCGGAGGCGGCGCCGCAGGAGGAAGACGAAGACGACCUGCUGGGGGUCACCGACCUCGUGGAUUACGUCUGCAAUAACGAAGAUUUGUAAAAACAACAACAAAAACAAAUGUGUACUGUUUCAUUUUUUGUGGUAUUGUAUUUUUAUAUUGCUUAACUUUAUUAUUCCCACCAACACUCAUCUGGACCUCGAGGCUCCAGCCCGUCCCUGUGGGACGGUUCUACGGCUCUUCCUCCUUUACCCUCAUCUUCGUCUUCAUCGUCGUCCAGCUCUACUGCCAAACCACUUCUUUUUUUUACCGGUUUUAUCUCACAGCCACAUAGAUGGAAAAUGAAAUGAAGAUCUGAACUGUGACUUUCAGUUCUCUCACGACUAAAAUAACUUGUUUUUAAAUGAUUUUAUGAUAAUCUCGAUGGUCAUUUUUUCCCCGUGAAAUCAGUUUGACUUAAAGUCAUUAAUGUGACUUCAGGCAGCAGCCGCUUAGCUUAGCUUAGCUAGCAGGGGGCCUGUUUCUCUGGGUCACGUCUGCUUCUAGCUAGCGUGACUAUGCUAACGGCGAUUUUGUUCCGUGCUCGAUCUUUUAAUAAUUAUGUUAAUGAGCGACCAACAACAUGAAUUAAAACAUGAAAGUGAUAAACUUUUAAAUCUUUUUUUUGUUUUCCAUAAAUCAUUGUUAUCUGACACGACAGUCGAGAUGUAACGCGAGCAGUUCCCCCCACUUCCAGUCUUGCUAAGCUAAGCUAGCGACAUGUUUUUCAUGUUUGUGUAAACUGUUGGAUGUUUGUUGACCUCUGGACUCGACCUCCAGCUGUGAUGGUCGCUCUGUAUAUCGUACACAUCGUUACUCCACCUGAGUCGGGUUGACUCCGCCCUCAUAACCUUCAGCUCUAGUCUAGUUUCCAGUUAUUACAAUUAUGUUAACUUUUAUUUUUUAAAUGUUUUUAUUAUAUCUACUUUUAUUUUAUUCGUCUGAGCGAAAUGUAAAGUGUCUUAUUUUUUAUUUGUACAUCGUCCUUCAUAGAAAUGUUAAAACACGUUUUUAUUAACUAAAAUGACAUUAAGCUCCAAAAACGCCCUUUUUCCUCUCUUCCUCUUCCUCCUCUUCCUCCUCUGGAUCUCCCUGGUCCCUCUUCACAUUCUCUAUUUCCAGGAGUUAUUUGGGACUUAAGACCUGAAAUCAAUAUUGUGCAGAAAUAACCAACUUAAUGUUUAGUUUUUAUGCGACGGAAACAAACCAAGGACAUCGUGGUGACAUCACGAUGACAUCACGUGACGUCGCGAUGACAUCACGUGAUGUCACGAUGACAUCAUGUGACGUCGCGAUGACAUCACGUGAUGUCACGGUGACGGCACUGACCUCUGCUGAAUCAGUCUGUAUCUGUAGUUCUUCUUUCUGUAAUAUAUUUAGAAGCAUUUUUUUUUUUUUAUCAUGGAAAAAUAUAUAUAUUGGGCAAUUCUUUGGGAUUGCAUGAGUUUGUAAUAGUUUUAUUUUGUAGGUUUUAUCGGCUCAGACCCACAAAGCGUGGGCGAGUUAAGGAUCCUCUCAACCCGUUAAGGAUUUAGAGAGAGAGAGAGGAUCCCCAUGGAAGUUAAUCUAGAACGCCCGCUUGUAAAAUAUGUUGUACAAUAGUCUGCAUGGUCAAAAACCACUUUAUCGUUUUAUAAACCGACUUAGAGAUCCCCACGAAACCGUUGUGUGGUUCUGGCCGUGCACACACACACACACACACACACAGCUUUUAGAUUAGCCUGACCGAAACAAACCAAUUCUACAAAUGUAAUAAUAGAGGUUUGUGUUCUGGGGGAACGUAUUAACGUACGAAGAUAACGUAUUAACGUACGAAGAGAACGUAUUAACGUACGAAGAGAACGUAUUGUCGUAAGGGGAGGGCGUAUUGACGCACUACGGUGCAUCGCGGUUCUGAAGAACCUUUGCGGGAGGAGGAGUGGCGGCUGCGACGCGGCGGAGGUGAAGCGUCGUUACCUCGUGGCGCCGGAGAGGCGCUAGUCCGCUGGUUGUUGGUGUUUCAUCUGCUUACUUUUGUUAACUUUACUGUUAUUUCAUAUGAAUCUUGUACAUUUGUCAUAAUAAAAUGAGUUUCAAGCCUCA